This is a messenger RNA of Rhinocladiella mackenziei CBS 650.93, 1773 nucleotides long. RefSeq lists its product as uncharacterized. The transcript has a single exon. The coding region runs from base 1 to 1773 and encodes 590 amino acids. Lineage: Eukaryota; Fungi; Ascomycota; Eurotiomycetes; Chaetothyriales; Herpotrichiellaceae. The record is from RefSeq and is a predicted model, not a curated record.
AUGGCCACUCAUCCUGCAUCCCUCGGACAGCGACCAAGCCCCACUGACUCCGCGGAAUCUGCUGAAGCCAAAGGUAUUUCUUCUCGUCGGUUGAAGAAGCGAGAAAUCGACCGACGAUGCCAACGUCAAGCCCGCGAACGGACCAAGUCCCGCAUUGCCUAUCUAGAAGGUCUGGUGGAGGAUUUUCGGCAGCAAGAUGCUAGUGGGCAAGUCGCUACAUUGAUGAAACAGCUGCAAGAGACGGAGGCGGAGCGAGAUAUCAUGGCCAAGGCCUUGAAGGACAUUCAAAAGGCUCUGGAUACGCACAGGCCCUUGAAGCCGACCGAGGAACAACCUCAAGAUAAAAAUAUCAGCGUUUCGCAUAGAUUCUACGAAGAUGCGAACGCCGAGCGGAAGCCCAGUCUCGCGUCCUUACAAGAUGGUGCAUCUCUGUCCGUCCUGCCAGGGCCUAUCGAUGCCCAGACAGACAACAGCAAUCCGGCCAGCAGCUUCGAGCUGGCCCACUUCCCUCCCGCGCCCAUCCCACAUAUGCAAGCGCCAGGCAAGCUAUUUGCCCCGGAGGUUGUGCGUCUCGAGGCCGCCAGCCCCAAUUGCAGGAAUCAGGCCAUCGUCAAAUCCAAAAGUGCGAACGACUUACAUCAGCAAAUCUCCUACAACAAUAACUGGGCGAUCCCUCGACAUACCUGCUCGUGUCAUAGUUCGCACAAUCGUCCCCGUGGCCGCCGACCGGUAUGGCAAGGGAACUACUGGAAAUUUGCGAAUGAAGUGUUGAGCGAAAAAUUCGAAUGGAGUGAGGAUGUUGCACCCGCAAGUGAUGCGGUUUCUGACGACGUCCCGGUCCGUGCGCUUAUCGAAGGGUGGGAUGCAGUGGCGAAGCGCGGCCCUUUGCAUCCUUCAUGGCAGAUCCUACGUCGAAUCGACGAGACACUGUUCUCCAUGUGCCCCAACACUGAGCGGCUGGCAAUCAUGAGGGCGAUGCACACGCUGUUGCAAUUUCAUACGGAAUCGUCAGCUGAGCGAUACGCCCGCCUCCCUCCCUGGUACAUGCGACGGCCUUCGCAGAGAAUCGCGCACUCCUACGCGAUUGACUAUUUUGCAUGGCCGGGUAUCAGAGAACGUUUCAUCUUCCACGAACAUGACUAUUGCGGGAAUGAUUUCUGGCAUUUAUUUUGCAGGAGUAUUCGGAUUCUCUGGCCGUAUGAGUUCCGGGACUGCUACACCCGGGAGAUUGACACGGGUCUCUAUAAGAUCUCCCCCAUGUUUGACCACCGAUUAUCCGAUAUUAAAUGCUGGACAAUGGGCCCAGAUAUCUUUCAGCGUUUCCCCGAGCUAUACAGCGACAUGCCGGCGUUCAAUCACAUCCCACAGACGAUCUCGCAAGGAUAUGCACGGCCGCAAGGACGGAGAGUAUGCCUUCCUUUGGCAUCAUCUCCUAACUCUGGGCGGACUGUGAGCAUAGAGGAUGUAGAUGAGGAAGAGGAGAUCAAACCUCUAGUUGUCGGAAACAAUUAUGUCCCAAUGGAGACACCCACGGCACAUGCUCCGACGCAAGCUCAAAUUCACGCUUCACAGCAGCCUCCACCCCCUGCACAGGCUUUUGCACACUCGAUUCAGAACCAGCAGCAAGACGCAAAUCCGCCUGCGUACAACUUGGCCGAUUUCAAUACGAUCAUGGCGCUCGAUGCUUUUGCCUGUGGCGCCAUCAAUGAAGGCGAUUUCGCCACUGUCUGUCAGUCCGAAACUCUCAACAAUUAUCCAAACAUAAUUUUUUGA